Molecule: messenger RNA, 328 nt
Organism: Opisthorchis viverrini
Lineage: Eukaryota; Metazoa; Platyhelminthes; Trematoda; Opisthorchiida; Opisthorchiidae
Exons: 2
Source: RefSeq, a predicted model, not a curated record
AUGGGUGUUGGACUCUCCACAAAUCUUCUGCUUUCCAAACUCAUUCAAGCACCAAACGCUCCGUUCGGCGUCAGAGUUAGUCCGGUCAGUGGUCAGACUCAGGCGUACAAUAUAGCUUGGAAUGACAACUCAGAGUGCGGGUCGCCCAGAUAUGUGGUGAGUCUGUACAACACACAGGGUCAAAUGGUCAAGGAACACGAGACCGCUCGUCGAGACAUGAUAAUCAACUUGGACGAUUCCUGUGAAAACCUUGAUGUCGGAAUCAAAGGAGUGAACGAGGCUGGUGCAAGCGAAGAGUCUUCAAGAAUCGCAUUGGUCAGACGUACGC